AUGUGGCCAUGCUCAUGUGAUGCUGUGGAUACGUGUCAGUUUUCCAUAGGAUCACCAUCAUCGCAUAGUGGAAUCAUUGAAGUUGACGAGGGAAACAGGUUCUUCUCUUUGUUUGCAAUUUUCACUUGUUUAAGAAUAUCUAGUAGAGCUAGCAUGACAACAGUUAUGGAUAUGUACAAUAACAGUUGCAUCAUGUUAUCAGAUUUCUUAGACCCUUGUAAUGAUCAAGAGCUGAUGAAAGCACUUGAACCUUUUAUGAAAAGUGAUUCAUCUAGCAGUUCCUCAAUAACUUACCAUUCAUCAUCAUUUCCAAACUUCUCAAGCUACGACCAAAAGGGUCUGAACCAAGCUAGUUCCAUCAAACUGAACCAACUCACCCCAUCUCAAAUAUUCCAGAUUCAAGCCCAAAUCCAGGUUCCACGAGCUCAGUUUCUUAGCCCAAAGCCCGUUCCCAUGAAGCAGGUGGGUGGUCGUGCUCUUUCCAAAUCCACAAAGCUUUACCGUGGUGUGAGGCAGAGACACUGGGGCAAGUGGGUGGCUGAGAUCAGACUCCCCAAGAAUCGCACUCGUCUCUGGCUUGGUACAUUCGAAACCGCUGAAGAAGCAGCGUUGGCAUACGACAACGCGGCGUUUAAGCUGAGAGGAGAAAACGCGAGGCUCAACUUCCCUCAUCUACGUCACCAUGGAGCAAGCGUCUAUGGUGAGUUUGGGACCUACAAGCCUCUCCCCUCUGCGGUGGACGCAAAGCUGGAGGCCAUUUGUCAAAGCUUGGCCAUCAAUUCGCAGAAACAUCAAGGGGAAACACUGACACACAAAGAAGAAACAACAACAACAAUAACAUCGGAGUUUGAGGAUGUUAAGGUGGAGAACCAAACAGCAUCCUCGCCCUUGUCGGAUGAAUCUUCUUCUUCUUCUCCUGGGUCCUCUUCACCAGAAUCCGAUAUCACUUUCUUGGAUUUCUCGGAUUCUUAUGAAGCAAUGGAGAAUCUUGGGUUGGACUUGGAGAAGUACCCUUCUGUGGAGAUUGAUUGGGCAGCUUUAUCUGAGUCAUGA
Messenger RNA from Sphenostylis stenocarpa, 1053 nucleotides. NCBI's taxonomy places the organism in Eukaryota, Viridiplantae, Streptophyta, Magnoliopsida, Fabales, Fabaceae. The record is from the annotation of a GenBank genome assembly.